GAGAGAGAGAGAGAGAGAUCCCUGACAUCUACACAUCAGUAAACAGGAGAUUCAAGAUACACAAGCAGAGAGAGAGAGACAGAGAGAGAGAGAGAGACAGAGAGAGAGAGACGGUCACAUUUUUCAGGCACCGGAAAACGUGCUGGUUAUUUUAGGACCCGUGAUGCUUAUUGAUGAGUGGGGGGAGCUUUAAACUACUUCCACUCAGGUCGUGUUUUGGUGGUGACUGUACACGCACUCGCAUUGACACUGGGACGCCUGUAAUCUCGAGAAAGCCUCAGUCCACAGUGAUCUCUGUAGGUGCGAGCACACGGAGCUGGUUCAUACUGGGAAUCAUCUAAAUCAUCGAAUAUUUCCUUGUUUUUUAUCAAAACAAUAUCAUUUUUUAUUCUUGCGCGUUUUAUUUGUGCACUCACCCUCAAAUGCCCUGUGCACCCUCGUGCUUCUCUGAGCUUUGGGACACUCUCUCUAUGCCGUGGCAGUUCAUGACUCUUUCACCUGUUUCAACCAAACUCCUCGGUGUCGAACAACAGCAGCAGCAGCAGCAGAUCCAGUCAGUCCAGCUUUAAAACGCCCUCAGUCGAACUGCAAGAAGAACCAAGUGAUCGACUCAGUAUCGAUUCAUCGACAAGGGAAAACAUGGAAAACAGCCCAGGUGGUGGUGUUAUUUUGUACGCCGGCUCCUCUGGCAGUGCCAGCCCGAGUCCUGGCAGCCCUUCAAGUGGAUACCAGACCCAGUCGCCCUCCUCCCACUCACAGCCUUCGUCCCCAGAGGGUAUCUCCUUUCAGGAGAUUGGGGCCCUGAGGCAGCGAGGGGAACGAGGGGGCGGAACUCCUUCCCCGAAAAUGGUCUUCCAGUUUCCCGAAGUAAACAAUGCCCCAGUCGCCCAAGUCACAACGGUGUCAUCGGCGACCUACAACCAUCCCACCGUUGCCAAAAGACCUUGUGGUUUCACUGGCACGUUCAGCAAGACCGGCGGCAUGGUGCUUCUGUGUAAGGUGUGUGGAGACAUCGCAUCAGGGUUCCACUAUGGCGUUCACGCCUGUGAAGGCUGCAAGGGUUUCUUCCGACGCAGCAUUCAGCAGAACAUCCACUACAAGAUGUGUGUGAAGAAUGAAAACUGUCUCAUCAUGCGGAUGAACCGAAACCGGUGCCAACACUGUCGCUUUAAGAAGUGUCUCUCCGUGGGCAUGUCCCGAGAUGCCGUGCGUUUUGGCCGCAUUCCCAAACGGGAGAAGCAGAGGCUACUGGACGAGAUGCAGAGCUACAUGAACAGCCUCAACGAAUCCGCUUCCAUGGAAAUGGAGGUGUCCUCUCCCCCCGACGCCCUCGCCGGUGCCCAGAACCAGACGAACGAGCGCCCCGCGCCGCAGUCUUACCAGAGCGGCUUGGUGAACGGCGACGGGAAGCCGCUCAAGAUGGCGUCCCACAACAACAACAACAACAACAGCGGCGGCGGCAGCGGCACUCCAUCCUCCUCUUUCCGGAACAGUGCGGGGCAGGACGCGGCGAUGACGCACACGUCGACCCAGACGCAGCACGCGCCGCACAGGGAGCAGGUGAACGUGACGUCGAGCUACGGCAGCGCCCCCACAAACUGCCCCGCUGCCCCCACUCACAGUGAACACUCCGCUAAUCCUCAUGUGGAUAACGCCCAGUACACCUACUCCUCCAAUCAGAACCAGUGUCCCGUCAGCGGCAACAUAUCAGCGCAGGCCUACUCGUCCAAUCACAACGGUUUCCCAGCCAGUGAGUCCCAGAACCAAAACUCCUGCCCCUGGAAGCUGAAUGGUGGCGCCAAAGUGCUGGCAUGUCCACUCAACUCCUGUCCUGUGGCUCCAGCCAGCCGCUCCAGUCAGGAGGUGUGGGAGUCUUUCUCCCAGUGCUUCACUCCUGCUGUUAAAGAAGUGGUGGAGUUUGCAAAGAGCAUCCCAGGCUUCCAGACCCUCAGCCAGCAUGAUCAGGUCAUGCUGCUCAAAUCCGGCACUUUUCAGGUUCUGAUGGUGAGGUUUUGCUCCUUGUUUGAUGCCAAGGAGAGGACGGUGACCUUCCUGAACGGGCAGACGUACUCGCUGGCGUCGCUGAGGGCUCUCGGCAUGGGCUCUUUACUGGACGCCAUGUUUGAUUUCAGCGAGAAGCUGGGAUCUUUGGGUCUGGAGCCGGAUGAGAUGGCUCUCUUCAUGGCCGUCGUGCUCGUGUCAGCCGAUCGCUCCGGUGUUGUGGACGUGGGAGCGGUGGAGCUGCUGCAGGAGAACCUGAUCAAAGCUCUGCGGUCUCUCAUCACCAGUCGCCGCCCCGACGACAGCACCCUCUUCCCAAAGUUGCUGCUCCGUCUGCCAGACCUGCGCACCCUGAACAACCAGCACUCUGACAAGCUUCUAGCUUUCCGCAUCGAUCCCUGAGGUCAGACGGCGGACUGAGGUGUCUGCUUUGGGGAAACCAGGCCGAUCACAUACAGAACUCUGGCCUCUGCGUGAUGGACAAGAUGUGGGAGCUGUUCCGUGCCCACCUGCUGUGAGAAAGUGUACUCUGUAAAGGACGGACGCACAGCAGGAAGCAGAAGCUCCUGAACUCGAAACUGACCUUCUCUCCAGUUGCUUCCAGGAUAGCAAAAAAACAAACAAAAAUAAAAAUAAAUAAACAUAGCCGGUGUUCUUCCUUGGGUUCCACGGGCCAACGUCAAACCUCCGAGUCACUUAGCUUUCACUCCUGCAGUUUAUCUUCUGAAGACCAAAGUGAAAGAGGGCUUCUCUGUUCCUCCCUCUUAUCCAAGAAGGAAACACACAGGCUCCUCUUUCCCUGGAAGAGAAGUGGACACAAACACUCAUUCAUACUGUACAUUCAUGCUCUUACAUUACUCUAUGAUGAUAUAGCAAUAGAAAUACCCGUCACAUUUGGGAGAACACGUUGUGUUUGCCUCGUUGGAACCACCCUAAGCUAUUUUGACAGCAUGUUACCAGUGAGGGAAAUCUUUAUGGAAAUCAUCUCAUCUGUGAAUGAGAAAUAAGACUUUUUCUUUUUUUAUUUGCUUCUUCCGGAAAUGAUUGGUGUGUGUAUUGCGGUAAUCAGGGGAGAAGUUUCCGGUCAUUUCAGACCGUGUCUGAUGGGUAAACUGAUGGGUGUGUGUGUGUGUGUGUGUGUGUGUGUGUGUGUAAAAGUGUUCGCUUGUAAAUUUUUGUACAUAACCUUUUUCGCUCCCGGUUCGUACCCACGCUAGUGUGCAGAUCCUGGAAUAUGUAAAUGAAGCUAGUAUUGAAAUUAUUGUACGACGUCACAUCAUAGAUGGCUGUAUAGACUGCAGAGGAAGCAGCAUUUGAACCAUGUGUUCCAAGUAUAAACUUUUUUUUUUGAAAAAAAAUCUAUCUCUAUAUAUAUAUAUAUAUGAAUAUAAAUAAAAAUAUAAAUAAAAUUAAAAUAAAUGUAUUGUUGACUGACUGCAUUACCCUGUGAAUAUUUUGUAAAUGUUUUAUGGUCACACCAUAGAGUACCAUUAUUAAAUAAUGUUCUAUAGCA
Messenger RNA from Solea senegalensis (Senegalese sole), 3514 nucleotides. RefSeq names its product nuclear receptor subfamily 1 group D member 1-like. The record is from RefSeq and is a predicted model, not a curated record. NCBI's taxonomy places the organism in Eukaryota, Metazoa, Chordata, Actinopteri, Pleuronectiformes, Soleidae. Gene Ontology annotation, biological process: negative regulation of transcription by RNA polymerase II; hormone-mediated signaling pathway; positive regulation of transcription by RNA polymerase II. The transcript has 8 exons. Bases 640 to 2403 code for a protein of 587 amino acids. Gene Ontology annotation, molecular function: RNA polymerase II cis-regulatory region sequence-specific DNA binding; nuclear receptor activity; zinc ion binding.